AUGUUGAUAAAAGCACUAAACUUAGGAGCUUUGAGAACUUCUCAAGAUGCAUUUCAAUGCUUGACAUUAAUAUGUGAACUUGCACCAGAACAUUUUCAUUAUUUAGAAGAAUUUUUUUCUCCAUCCGAAAUUUACGAAAUGAUUAUUCAUUAUAGUGCAAAUGAAGAAGAAACCUUACAGUAUGCAGAAUAUGCAACGAUGCUGACCAAAUAUCUCUACUAUUUCUGCUUAAAUUGCAAAGAUAUGAGUGAUGAUAAUUUUACUUCACUCGGAAUCUUAAUACAGCACACAUACAGAUACGAACAAACUUGGCAGAAGAUGUAUGUAUUCAAAACCCUAUAUUUACUUCUAGAAACCGAUAAAAUUAAAAUUUCAGAUAUUGGACCAGAUUAUUUCAAUAUUAGCUUCCAGGAUCAGUUCAAAGACUAUGGGUUAUCGAAUGGGCUCGAAUUAUGCAAGCUGAUGAAUUUAAUGUUAGAAAAAGGCUGGGAUGGCAAAGAAUAUCCUUAUUGUGAGAUUCUUUUUUUCAUAUUUAGCUAUCAAGCAAAAGAAUCUACUUAUCCGAUCAUGGAAACAUUGGCUUACGCUUUAGAAAAAAUGCCAAUUGAAAUGAAAGCUUGCUUUCUUGAUGAUUCAUUGAAAGAGUACUGUAAAAUAAUAUUAGGAUGCUGUUGUGCAAUAGGAAACGGCCAACUCUGCAAAACAUUUGGUUCUAUGUUGAGAAUGGGUCAAAUUUUGGUAAAUCUUUAUCAGGAUUUCCCUGAAAAGCUGAUGAAUUUUUACCCUCACUCAUACCAAGCAUUGAUAAACCUUCUUCAAAUAGAAAAUGUUCCUCUACAAAAGAAAAUUUUGAAACUUUUUAUUUUUAUGACACAGACUAUAAUGAACAUGAAUUUAAAACCAUUUCCUGAAAUAGUAGCAUAUUUCGAGGAAAAUGAUGGUGCUUCUGUCAUGGAUUUCUUGAUUGAACAAGAAGAUGAGGAAAUUGAAGUUUUGCUUGAUCAGCUUCACAAUUUAUUAUAUCCAUAA
Molecule: messenger RNA, 1029 nt
Organism: Trichomonas vaginalis G3
Lineage: Eukaryota; Parabasalia; Trichomonadida; Trichomonadidae
Exons: 1
Coding region: 1-1029 (342 amino acids)
Source: RefSeq, a predicted model, not a curated record